AUGGAGCCGGAAAAAGCAAUUGGAUCCGAGGAGGAAUGUCGCAGCUGUGAGUCAGGAUGGACAAUGUACCUCGUCUCCCCCUCGCAUGACCAUCACGAUGAUCAUGGUCACGAUGGUGAUGCCCAUCAUCGAGAAGACGACAGCGACGGUGACUCAAUGGCGUCCGAUGCGUCUUCUGGUCCCGUGGAAGCCACUUGUCGUCUUAGCCGGACAGAGGAGGGGCUCAACUGCAACUACGGUUUGUGCUUAACCAAGAGAACCGGAAAACCGGUUAUGAAGAAGACGACGACGAAUACAAAGGAAGGGAAGGAAGAGAGGGUUUUGACGGAAACUAGGGUUCCAACGAUUGCUCAUGAUGAUGAUGAUGAUUCAAGUGAGGUUCAUAGUUAUGUCGGUUCCAUUUAA
This is a messenger RNA of Tarenaya hassleriana, 405 nucleotides long. RefSeq lists its product as uncharacterized. The record is from RefSeq and is a predicted model, not a curated record. Gene Ontology annotation, biological process: cytokinin biosynthetic process. The transcript has a single exon. The coding region runs from base 1 to 405 and encodes 134 amino acids. Lineage: Eukaryota; Viridiplantae; Streptophyta; Magnoliopsida; Brassicales; Cleomaceae.